AUGAAGGAAUCAGACCAAACCAAGGAUAACCCCCUGACGUUGGAUUUCGACCAAUCCUGGGGUUCAUUCGGAAAACCGGCUGCACGUCUUUGCCUCAACACCUUAGAUUUCUCAGACCUCUGGGACGAGGAAGACAGUACCGAAGACGAGGGUUCCAAUUCCACCAAUGAAUUAUCGACGGGUUGCCUCCAAGCCCCUCCAGCACCCCCUCCUCUUCCUCCCCCUCCUCCACCUUUGACCUUGCCCUCCCAUAAAGGUGCAUCCACCAAAUCUCAUACCUUGAAGCUCCACUGGAGGGAACUGCCGAGUUUAGCUCCACUUCCCAGGAUGACGCGCUUUGGGACUCAGACUAUUUGGGCCGGGCUUGAGCCGGUGCAUUUGGAUACAAACAGGCUGGAGUACCUGUUUGAAUCUAAGGGCAGCAGCACCACUUUUAAUGUGGCUUUUGGGAGGCAGAAGCAGCCAUCAGUUUCAGUGUUGGGGAUGAAGAGGAGUAACAUCAUAACCAUCGCUCUGAGCAGCCUCCCCCCUUCCCGCCUCCUCCCCCCUGCCAUCUACAGCAUGGACAGCAGUGUGCUGGACAGAGACGACCUUCAGCGGCUUAAAGAGCUAAUUCCAACAGAAGAGGAGCUGAGUCUGAUCAAGGAGGCCAAGGCCCUGAACCCCCACUCGCCUCUGGCCCCCGCCGAGCUCUGCCUGCUCACUUUGGGGGAAAUACCACAUCUGAACUCCAGGCUUCAGCUGUGGGCCUUUGCGCUGGACUACGACUCGUUAGAAAGGGAAGUUGCUGAGCCUCUUUUCCAUCUGAAGUUGGCCAUGGAGCAGCUUGCAGCCAGCCAGACCUUCAGAUGUAUUCUAGCAACCGUGUUAGCGAUUGGUAACUUUCUCAAUGGAUGUAAGGCCCGUGGUUUUGAGCUGAGUUACCUGGGGAAGCUUUCCCAGGUGAGGGACACGUACACUCGCCAACCUCUUCUGCUUCACGUCUGUGUGUUACUGUUGCAACUUUACCCACAAUCCUCUGACCUCUACUCGGACAUCACCGCUGUUACUAAAGCUGGCAAGUUCGACUACUCCCUAGUGCAGUCCAACCUCUCCCAGCUGGAGGCCCUGUGCAAAGCAUCAUGGGAACAGCUAAAGAUUUUAGACAAGGCAGAGAAGAAGACAAAAGAUAGAAAUGAGAAGAAGAGAGGAGGAGGAAGUGAUGCUUUGGCCUCAGAGGGCUCGCUUCGUCACCGGCUGCCAAAGAUUUUUAAAGAGUGCGAGGAAAGGCUGAAGGUCCUGAAGGCCGUCCAUCGGCGGGUCAUCAACAGGUUCCACUCUUUCCUCUUAUUCCUGGGCUACUCCCGAGCUAUGGUGAGAGACACGAAGGCGGAGGACUUCUGUAAAACCAUCAGCAACUUUUCCUUGGAGUACAGGAGUACAAAACAGGCCGUCCUCAUGCAGCGAGAGAGGGAAUGCCAGAAAAGUGGAUCAGAGAGCCCAGGCCCUAACACGCCUGUAGGCCGGAGGAAACGCCAACAAACUCCAGCAGAGGAAAAUGAAGAGCAGUGUAAGCUGGAGGAAGUUCUGAAAACACCUGAUUUCAACCUGAGACUGGAUUCCAGUUUGCCUCGAAACCGCAGGAAGGUCACUGACAUCACAGGUCCAUUCUCACGGAAAAUGAAGUGGUGACCCUGCUGAUACACUUUAGAGAUGUUCAGUCGCUAUGUUGGAACCAAGUUGUUUGUAAUUAUUGUUAUUAUUUAUGACAUUGUUGUUAAAAGUGACUUUUUUUGCCACGCAGUUUUGUCUAGCAGUCUGGUUCAUAGAAUUUCACAUUCAAUACAGUAUCCAUUUUAAAGAAAUUAUGCAAAAUCUGUUUUGAAAUGUGUAUGCAUAGUACUUAUUCAUUCUGUGUCUUUGUAUGCACCAUUUAUACCGAAGCAAAUUCCUCGUAUGUGUUAACCUACUUGAUAAUAAAACCAAUUCUGAUUCUGAUUAAAAAACACAAGGGCUCUCACGUAAGCAUUUUGACAAAAAUAAAGCCUCGAAAAACAAAA
Molecule: messenger RNA, 2039 nt
Organism: Notothenia coriiceps (black rockcod)
Lineage: Eukaryota; Metazoa; Chordata; Actinopteri; Perciformes; Nototheniidae
Product: FH1/FH2 domain-containing protein 1
Exons: 9
Coding region: 1-1671 (556 amino acids)
Biological process (GO): cortical actin cytoskeleton organization
Cellular component (GO): cytoskeleton; cytoplasm
Molecular function (GO): actin filament binding
Source: RefSeq, a predicted model, not a curated record